AUGUCUAUACCUCAAACGGGUCGUCAAAUCAACUAUCCCGAGUACGAGAACUUCUUGGAUCACCUUGAAAAGAAGGGCGGCCCAUUCAAGUUCGUCACCGCACACAAACAUUUUCCAGUCGGUUCGAAAGUCGGGACAGCUCCGAAAGCAAGAUCGUUGGCGGAAAUUCGAAAAUCUGUGUUGGAAUCGCCGAGGGUUAAGAGCGUGAUCAGCGAAGAGACGCUCCGUCGAAAAUGUGCUCCAGAAGACGUCCGGAAAGAAGCCGAGGAGAUUCUAGACGAAAUGUCGCACACCUUCAACCUCUACAAUGUCAGAUCCUUUGGCUAUGCUGUCUGCAAAGCCAUGGAAAAAUUGUACGACGGAAUUUAUGUCAACGAGCAGAAGCUUCUGGAAAUUCGAGAGAGGAGUAAGAGGGAUUGUGUCAUUUUUAUGCCGUCUCACAAGACUUAUUUCGAUUUUUUGCUGUUGUCAUUGAUUUGUUUUCAAUAUGACAUUCAGCUACCAGCAAUUGCAGCUGGACAGGAUUUCAUGAGUAUGAAGUUUAUGGCGGGGGUGCUGAGACGGUCGGGCGCGUUUUUUAUGAGAAGGUCGUUUGGAACGGACCAACUCUACUGGGCGGUCUUCUCCGAGUACGUGCAAACGCACGUUGUCAAUAAUGACCGUACCGUGGAGUUUUUCGUCGAGGCGACACGUUCCCGAGUCGGAAAAUCACUUCACCCCAAGUACGGAAUGCUCCAGAUGAUCCUGGAACCCUACCUGCGUGGAUCUGUUUAUGACAUCGUCAUCGUUCCGGUUUCCAUGAAUUACGACAAGAUUUUGGAAGAGAAAUUGUACGCCUACGAGCUUCUGGGCUUCCCGAAACCCAAAGAAUCGACUGGCGGGCUUCUGAAGGCUCGCGAGAUUCUGAAUAACACGCAUGGAAGUUGCUUUUUGACGUUUGGUGACCCGAUUUCCGUUCGAGACCAUUUCGGGGUCAGCUUGCACCGAAAUACGUUUGUAUGCCAGCCAGAUUCUCAAUUCGUGUUGGAUAACCAGGCGAAGGUGGAGAUCAAAAAGUUCGCGCAUCACGUUGUGGAGAUUCACAAUAAGAAUGCAGUGAUUACGGUGUGGAGUGUGGCGUGUAUGGUUAUUUUGCAGACUUUCGACCGUGACGACCAGGCGACCCUCACCUACUCUACCGUCUACUCUGGCGUAGAGGACUUAAUUACCCUACUUAACCAAUUAGGCACUGUCGUCAACAUUCAAGGGAACCUCGAUAAGAACUUAAGAUACUAUCUCUCGAUGCAUGCCGACCUAUUCGAGCCAUUUGACGGGACCGCCCAAGAUUUCCAACUCAAAUUUAUCGAUUUUCCGGUUGCACAUCAGAAACAAGGCGUACCCAUUAAAGUGAUGGAACGGGCGGUUAGCAGGCUGAUACUCACCACCUAUUCGAAUGGGAUGAUCCAUGCGGUUGACAGUGAAGGAAUAAUCUGUGCCAUUUUAAGGAAUAAUGGGGUAACCAGUCUAGCGAAGGUUCGAGAAGAAUUCUGCUGGCUCCACAACCUAAUGAAACGAGAAUUCGUCACCGUCCCCGGCGAGCUUCCGCAGUUGUUCGAAAAAACGUUGAGAAUCCUGACGUCUUCUGAGAUUCUAGUCACAGAUUCUGAUGACGUCAUCAGAAUCCUUGACGAGAAAAAUGUGGAGAUUCUGAGCAAGUUGGUGCUCCCAUACUUUUAUAAUAUCGAGAUGGCGUUCGCCGUUUUUUCACCCAAGAAACCAAUGGUGUCGGAUUUGGGCGAGAUGGUGGGAACUGUGCAGAAGAACAUAAGCGACGCUUACCAAAACCGUCUACCCAACACUCGACUAUCCUUUUUGUCAACGGAGCCUAUCAAAAAUGCAUUCGCAGCUCUGUCGGAUUUAGGGAUUUUUGAGAAAUCGAGCUCCGGAAUGCGUACCAACUUUGCCAAACUCCACGAAAUCAAGGCUCGUCUAGCAAACUUUACAAAAUCUACAAUUUCUUCUAAAUUGUAG
Molecule: messenger RNA, 2010 nt
Organism: Caenorhabditis remanei
Lineage: Eukaryota; Metazoa; Nematoda; Chromadorea; Rhabditida; Rhabditidae
Exons: 10
Coding region: 1-2010 (669 amino acids)
Biological process (GO): ether lipid biosynthetic process
Cellular component (GO): peroxisomal membrane; mitochondrial membrane
Molecular function (GO): glycerone-phosphate O-acyltransferase activity
Source: RefSeq, a predicted model, not a curated record